Messenger RNA from Musca vetustissima, 3099 nucleotides. RefSeq lists its product as uncharacterized. The transcript is spliced from 2 exons. The coding region runs from base 1 to 3099 and encodes 1032 amino acids. The record is from RefSeq and is a predicted model, not a curated record. NCBI's taxonomy places the organism in Eukaryota, Metazoa, Arthropoda, Insecta, Diptera, Muscidae.
AUGUCUUUGGAAGCCUUCAUUCGUCAAGCCGAUCGUCUGGUCACCUUCAAUGCCGAAGUAGUCGGUGGUAAUGUUCCCUUGACGUCUGCCCAAUUCGUAAAAAUUCACAUUUCUGAAGUUAAGUCCUUAUGGGCAGGCAUCAAAUCAGCGUAUGACCAAUUUAUGUCCGAUCGAGCUAGCGAAGAACAGAACGAGGAGGAUGAUGAACAGGAAGAAGAUGCAGAAGCCGCUUCAGAGCUUGAGACAUUCCAAGCCAAGUAUAAUAGUGCCUAUAUCACUUAUUGCGAGUGCUUGGCUCGCCUUACACAGUUGUCUGAGGAUCUCCAAACAGUUCCUAAAGAGCCGCCUGUUUCACAUCCAAACCCUUCGCCUCAGAGUCCUAAUGCUAUGGUCCAUAAUGAUCACGGUUCAUAUUAUUCUUUCAAUCUGCCUCCAUGCGAUACCGAAGUCUUCAACGGGGAUUAUAUGUCAUGGCCUACUUUCCGAGAUAUAUUCACAGCCGUGUACAUAAAAAAUUCUAGGCUCAGUCCAGUCGAGCGAUUGUUUCAUUUGACCCAGAAGACUAAAGGCGAAGCUAGAGAUAUUGUUCAACGCGCACCUUUGACAAAUCAAGGUUUUCAACUUGCUUGGAAAGGUUUGUGCGAUCGUUUCGAAAAUAAGCGAAUUCUUGUUAAUGGUCAGUUAAAAGUUCUAUUCAAUCUUCCUGUCAUUAAUUCCGAGUCAGCGAGUGCAAUUAAGUCAUUGCAACGCGACAUAAAUUCUUGUAUUGCUGCGUUAUCUCUGUACGAUAUCGACGUCAGAAGUUGGGAUCCAAUAUUUGUUUUUCUUUGUUCGAAUAGUCUUCCUGACUCAACUCUGACGCUUUGGGAACAAGGUUUGGCUGAUAAGACUGUUAUUCCAAAAUGGGCUGACCUUGAUUCUUUCCUUACGAAUCGACAUCGUACACUCGAAUCCGUCUCCGAGAUGCGCAAUUAUCCGAAGUCUGAUGGUCAUAAAACUAAAUCCAAUGUACAUUCAAAUAAUUCGAAGUUCAGCUCAUUCCAGACCAAUGUUACAGCUCCAAAUUGUCCAUUGUGCACAAAUUCCGCUCAUAUAAUUCGAGAAUGUCCUAGAUUCAUUUCUAUGGAUGUUGAACAACGAGUGGCUGAGAUCAAGAAACAAGGUCUAUGUUUGAAUUGUUUCUCGAAAACUCACCACAUAAAAAAUUGUACUAGUAAAAAUAAUUGUUUCGAAUGUCAGAGGCGGCACAACACUAUGCUCCAUGAUCGUUCGACAAAUAGUCGUCCAUCAAUUUCACCUACGAGCUCUACCAAUUUAAGCCCACACUCCACUCCAUUUUCUUCCAAUUCAAUACAGUCCACUAGUCCAGGGGGUGGAGUAAUUCAAACAUGCUUUACGUCCAACUCCCGGGGUGUUUUGUUAGGGACUGCGUUGGUGAAUGUGAUCCACUUAGGAGUAACGUAUCACGCUCGUGUACUCCUAGAUUCGGGUUCUCAAGGAACAUUCAUAUCAGAACGAUUCUUCAACAAACUCAAACUUCCGUAUCAGCGUACCAACGUUCAAGUUUCUGGUCUUAAUAAUUCGACAGCUGCCUCCGUUCGAAAAUUAUGUUCUGUUGUGCUGUCCUCUCGAUUUGAUGAUUCCGUUCAGCUUUCCGUGCAAGCAUUCGUGGUUCCACAUUUGUCUGGAAAUCUUCCUUCCCGCACAUUACCACCAUCUUUGUUCUCACAACUUCCUUCAAUUAAUCUGGCUGACCCACAUUUCUUCAAAAGCUCCAGCAUCGAUAUCCUUAUAGGCGGUGAUUUUCUUCCAAACAUCAUGCGUGCUGGGGUAAUGCGCGAUAUUUGCGACUCCUUAAUGGGACAAGAAACUAUCUUCGGAUGGAUUUUAACUGGCCCCGUUCCGGAUUUCCCUCCACCAGCCUCUCUUAUUUCCAAUUUCUGCGAGGUCUCCUUAGUCAAAGAGAUUUGUCAUUCCUACGAAGUUGAGAACCUUCCUAGAGAUAAGAUUCUCCCUGACACCGAUGAAUAUUGUGAGGAGCUCUACGUUUCCACUACAAAAAGGAAUAAAGAUGGUAGGUAUGUCGUUCGUUUUCCUUUCAACCAAGGUUCCUCAGAGAAAAUGGGCCUUGGUCGAUUCCGUUCAAGAGUUAUAAAACAAUUCCAUCGCAAUGAGAGUCGACUUCUUCGUAAUUCAGACUGUAAAAAGGAGUAUGAUCAGGUACUCAAUGAGUACGUUCAGUCGAAACACAUGGUCUCAGUUCCUAAUCCAUGUUUAAAUAGUGAUUCACGCCAUUAUUAUUUACCACAUCACACGGUUAUUAAGCCGGAGAGCUCGACCACCAAGGUUCGGGUGUUCUUUAAUGCUCCUUCCGAUACGUCCAAUGGUCACAGCCUGAACGAUGUUUUGCACGCUGGUCCGGUGUUGCAAUCUGACUUGACCACUUUACUUCUCAAAUGGCGUUUCUUCCAAAUUGUAUUCAAUGCGGACAUCGAUAAUAUGUACCGCCAGAUUCUUGUUCAUCCAGAUCAUACUCCAUUCCAAUGUAUCAUAUUCCGCAACCACCCAGGUGAAAACAUUCAUGAUUUCGAGUUACAAACUGUCACUUUCUGUGUCAAUUGUGCUCCGUACUUGGCUAUUCGCACUAUUCUCCAACUUGCUGACGAUGUUCAAGAUUUAUAUACAAUUGCAAGCGAGUUUUUUCAUAAUUUCAUGUACGUCGAUGACGUGAUUUUCGGAUCCCAUUCUGUUUCGUCCGCCAUUCGAUCCAAAGCCGAACUCAAAUCUGUCCUGGAUUCCGCUGGUCUUUGCCUUCGAAAAUGGAGAUCUAAUUCGAGAGACAUUCGAGAUCUUCCCAAUGAUCAUAUAUUUCAUGUAGCCUUGUCAUGUUCUUAUACAAAAUGGGAGAUCCUGUCUCAGAUCCCCAAAUUAUUCGAUCCUGCCGAUUGGCUUUCGCCAUGCACAGUUGUAGCGAAGGUUAUUAUGCAGAAGAUAUGGUCCGAUUAUGCAGAAGAUAUGAUCCCAGCUAUUGCCGCUGCCAUUGAUCAUCGUUUGGAGGAAGCUCACGUUCCGCUAUUGGCAACAAUCGACUGCAAUUAA